AUGAAACAUUUCUUUUUCUUUUUUUUGACUGUUAUAUAUCUUUUUUUAUUAAAUGAAAUAACUAGUUUAAAAUUUACAAAAAAAAACUUGUUAUUUAUAUACAGUAACUUUGAUCUUUUUAACAACAAAAUAUUAAAUAGUUCAUUAAAUACACUAAAAAAUAAAAGGAAAACAAAAUUAAAAAUUUUAUCCUCACCUGAAAAGGAUGAAGAAAUAUAUUAUGAAUUAAAUCAUGAAAAUGUAGAAAAAGUUUUAAAUUUAAUAAGACCAAAAUUACAAAUAGAUAAUGGUGACGUUGAAUUAGUAAAGAUAAAAAAUAAUGAUUUAUAUAUUAGACUACUAGGAAACUGUGUUACUUGUAGUUCUAAUAGUGUUACUGUAUCACAAGUUAUCAAAAAAACUUUAAAAAAGUAUAUUAGGAAUGAAAAAAAAGAAGAACCAAAUGUAAUAAUAACUAAUUUUGAUGAAAUUAACAAAGAAAAUAUACAAAAUUGUCUAAAUCAAUUAAAACCGUAUUUUGAUUUCUUAAAAGUAGAAAUAAUAAUUAAAGAUAUAGUAAUUAAUAAAGAAAAUAUUAAUAAUUCUGUUUCUUUAAAAUUUCAAAAUUUUGAUGAUAGUGAAGAAAUAAAAAUACCAUUUAAUAUAAAAAAUGAAGUAACAGAAAGAUUAAAACAAAAAUUUCCCACUUUAACUGUUAAUUUUGAAAAUUAA
Plasmodium gallinaceum is the source of this 711-nucleotide messenger RNA. RefSeq names its product Fe-S-cluster redox enzyme, putative. Gene Ontology annotation, molecular function: iron ion binding; iron-sulfur cluster binding. The transcript has 2 exons. Gene Ontology annotation, cellular component: mitochondrion. Gene Ontology annotation, biological process: iron-sulfur cluster assembly. The record is from RefSeq and is a predicted model, not a curated record. The coding region runs from base 1 to 711 and encodes 236 amino acids. NCBI's taxonomy places the organism in Eukaryota, Apicomplexa, Aconoidasida, Haemosporida, Plasmodiidae.